Setaria italica (foxtail millet) is the source of this 1190-nucleotide messenger RNA. RefSeq lists its product as uncharacterized. Lineage: Eukaryota; Viridiplantae; Streptophyta; Magnoliopsida; Poales; Poaceae. The transcript has 7 exons. Bases 51 to 932 code for a protein of 293 amino acids. The record is from RefSeq and is a predicted model, not a curated record.
GAAAACGCAUCUGCAGUUGCAGUAUAGAACUCCCCGUUGCACGGACGGCCAUGACGGUGGACGCCGCGCUCCUCGCCGCCGUCGUGGCCUUCCUCCUCCCGCUCCGCCUCAUCUCCCUCGCCCUCCGCCUGGCCUACAAGGGUUGCGGCGCCAGCGGCCGGCACCUCCGCCGGUCCUGCGCCGCCUUAGCCGUCGCGGGCGCGCUCCUCGCCGUCAUCUUCGCCCUCCCGCGCGACCGGGCCGGGGAGUGCGCCGUCCCCGGCACCACCGUAAUAGAUGGCGAGGAACUGCGGUCGGAGGUUGAGCAGCUCAAGCUCCAGCUCGCCCGGCUUGAAUCUCUCUGGGAUAACAAUUUGAAAGCGUUGAAUGAGAAGGGCGAUACUUUGGAGAAGGUGUUAGGUAAGAAAGGUGAUCCUUUAGAGGAGGAGGAUGGCCGCGUUAUGAGAGCAAUGGGGCUUGACAUCCAGUCUCUGAUCAAUGAGCAAGAAAACAUCAAGGAAUCAUCAUGCAGCUCAGAUUUUGGUGACAAUAUCAAGGCAAUGGAAGAUGAGGUUCGUCUCAUAAAGGAUGAAUCAAGUAAGAUGAACUCUGAUAUACACAGUGUGUGGGCAUUAGCAAAAGAUGCAACGGAAAAGGUCGAAGCUCUACACUCUGAUAUCAAGAAGGGUCAAGUUUUAACUGACGAAUGGGGGAAGAUGAACUCUAGUAUCAAUAGAUUAUGGUCAUUCGUAAAGGGUACAGAGAAAAAAGUUGAAGGUCUAUGUUCGGAUAUAAAAAAGGUUCAACAUAUAACUGGUGAGUGGGGGAAGAUGAACUUUAACAGAAUGUGGUCAUUUGCAAAGGAUACAGAGAAAAAGGUUGAAGAUCUAUAUUCGGAUAUAAAAAAGGGCUUCAAGCAGACGAAGAGGAAAGUGCCCUUCAUGCGAACCUGAUGUUUCAACACUGCCUCUGAUGCUCCGCUUGGUACUGUAACGCAGAAGGUGAUACGCCACUUAAUUGUUUUUCUAAUGCACCUUUUUUUACAUAUUUUAGUUGGUGUCCAACUUUAAUAGUACAAGGCGGUUGUCCUUGUGGACGGCAUGUCUUGAUAGCUGCUUCCAUGCCGUCGUUGAGGGGCAAUGUAUAUAUAGCAUAGCGACAUUAGAAUGGUAGUAAUACAAUAACAUUUGAGUGGCUUUGAGAGGUCCAUA